AUUUCCCUCUCUUGUUGGCUAGACAUCAUCUGUGGACAAUUUCUUAUACUCUAUACAACGCUGUAAUGCCUUUCACUCCGGAUUCUGAGCUAGACCUCUUGUUCCCACCUGAGCACAUCCCUGACAACGUCAGGCAGCAGCUUCACUCAGACCUCCAUAUACGCCCGCUUGCCUUGACUGACUACCAGCGUGGCCAUCUCUCCGUCCUGUCAGUCUUGACGGUUGUUACAGACCCAGGAGAAGCUGCAUGGCAGGCACAGUUCAACGCGCUCCGUGCCGCACCACGCACAUACUAUUCUAUCGUCAUCGUGGACAAGAUCACAGACCGCAUUGUGGCCGUCGGUACAACAUUCAUCGAACGUAAAUUCCUGCGCGGACUCGGUAGCGUUGGACAUAUCGAGGACAUUGCUGUAGACAAGUCGCAGCAGGGAAAGAAGCUCGGCCUGCGGAUUAUCCAGGCCCUCACGGUCAUCAGCGAGAACAGCGGCUGCUACAAGACCAUCUUGAACUGCAGCGACAGUAACAUCCCCUUCUAUGAGAAGUGUGGAUUUGAGAAGAAGGAGAAUGAGAUGGCGAAGUAUGCUCCCACGGAGCGUUCCCGUACCCCACGGCUGUGAAACAUUCGUACAUCCCGGGUAUCUCCCGCUCUGGACUCUCGUAAAGCAGUGUGCUCGCCCGGACUUCAUCUCGGACUGGAUAACAUGUCGCAUAUUGUAGCUUCCUCCUAUUUUGGGCUAUCAGCAUGCCUCGUAGUAAUGUACGUUUUAUAUAUUCAGUAUCGCACGGCGUAUUGGUCAGUGGUGGGACAAUGAUGUCUAGAUGAUUGCUUAAUGCCAUUCGCGUUGAA
Molecule: messenger RNA, 847 nt
Organism: Postia placenta MAD-698-R-SB12
Lineage: Eukaryota; Fungi; Basidiomycota; Agaricomycetes; Polyporales; Adustoporiaceae
Exons: 5
Coding region: 66-617 (183 amino acids)
Biological process (GO): UDP-N-acetylglucosamine biosynthetic process
Cellular component (GO): endoplasmic reticulum; endoplasmic reticulum-Golgi intermediate compartment; Golgi apparatus
Molecular function (GO): monosaccharide binding; glucosamine 6-phosphate N-acetyltransferase activity
Source: RefSeq, a predicted model, not a curated record